AGCCGAAGAGGAUGGUGCAGCCCAGGAAGCGGAGCAGGUUGCAGCGGCAGGACGAAUCGGACUCGGACCAUGCGGAGGAGAAGCGGAAAGAGGAGGCUGAGAAGGCGAAGAGGAGGCAGAGACACAACAAGCUGCUGGCGCUGUCCCGGAGGAUGAAGGCCCGGGUCCCGAGCCGGAGGAGGAGCCGCUUGAAGCAGGGCGCCGGUGAGGGCGAUGAGGAAGAGUCCAAAGAAGGGGAGGAUGAGGCUGGUGGUAAUGAAGAUGGGGAUAGAGGAGAAAACAGCAGCAAGAAAGAGGCUCCAGGAGGUGAUGAUGGAGGCAGCAGAGAGGAGGAGGACAAAGAGGAGCAGGAGGAGGAGGAGGAGGAGAAGAAAUAGAUCCACACAGUCAUGGUGAACAGAGGAGGACUUAGAAUGUGAAGAACUAAAAACUUUAGCCAUCUGAAAGUGACUCAUAAUUGUAAAUUUUUUCCCGUUCAGAACUCACAGUGGAAAACAAAAACACAAAAAAACUUCCAUUUCAAGGAUUUCAUGGUCAUAUCAUGUUUUUAAAGCAAACAACAUCCAGAAAGAUGUCCAGAGGAUUUGAACAGCCUCAGUGAAGUGAUAAAAUGUCGACUGUGAAGAAGUUGAGUCUGAAAUUUGACAGAGCUGCAGAUAGAUACUGACAAUGAAACGUGCCUGAUGGAUAUGUCACUCCUAUAUGAAUCAAGUCAGUUGUGUCACUCAUCGUGUCUGCUGCUGCUGAUCCACAGACAUUUGUCAAGUCGAAUGCAGUUUUACUCACAGUCACUAAUCCCAGUUGUUGAUCCCAAACAGACUUCAUGUCACUCAUGUUCCACUGACAGCUGCCACUUUCCACUGGCAGGUGUCAUGUAAACUUUCCCUCACAUGAUGUGGGAUGGAUGGUAGAGAUGGGGAACCAUCCCAUGUUUACCUGCAAACCUUCAUGUUGUCGGACACCUUAAGAUGGUUGUAUGAUUACAGUGUUGGUCAAGUGAGGGUUAAAAAUACUAUGCAGUGAUAGUAUAACACUAUAUCCAGUAUUAAGGCAGUAGAUCACCAGCAGCAUACCAACAGUAAACAACGCAUGCAGAGGAUGUCAGCGUUGCUGCAGCUUCAGCUGGAGCAGGAGGAAGGGAGAGCAGCUCAGUGACCCAUGUUGAAACUCUUGAGUGUAAAGAAAUUUUCCUUUACUGACAAAGAGCAAGUCACCAUUAAUAGACUUUGUCCCAGACAGCACUGCUGUAAGAAACCUCCAAUCAGAGCUUCAGGCUCCUGCUUUGUUCCUGACUGCAGUGACCAAGUUGGGGUGGACAAUGGCUGCUGAGGCUUGUGGGUACUGUAGUAUUUAGAGACAUACUCAACUGACAGCAUUCAGAUCGUUCUUUGUUGCACUUUCCUUCCUUUUCAUUUUCUUUUUCAUUUACUGUUUUAAUCGGACGCGGUACCUGCAAAGCAGGUGUAUUUCUUUGAAUUUUCUGUCUGGAGAGGAUUUAAAUUGAAUGAAGUCAAAGACUUGUACAAUGUCUUGUACAGUAGCUUUUUAUCUGUCAUAGUUUAAAGGCAGUGUUUGCAGAUAUCUUUUGAUAGUUUUGUCCAUCUCUGCUAUGAGUUUUUCAUUUGACCUUGCAGCCAGUCUCUGAUUACACCUUCACCAAUGUGAGGAUUUGCUUCUUUUCUGUUUUAUAUCAUAGUAAACUGAAUGUCUGACCGUUGGCUGGAUAAAACGAGACAUUUGGAGAUCACUUUGGACACACCUGUUGGUAUGUAUGAGGAAAAGUUGUGUCCCAACAAACAUCACAAAGGCCUCUCUUUGUAUCUACAUUACUGAACAGAAUAUUCUCCAGUGAAAUGUUAUUGCAGCUGACAGGACAGAUGGACUGGACUAUCAAAAUUAGAUUUCUGACUGUGAAAGAAAUAAGAAAAGUUCUUUUUUCUGUUACAUUCAUAAAUGUUGAAUCAGAGAGACUGAGUAUUUCUCCUAAAUGCAGAAAACUGCAAUUUACUUUUGCACACUAUAAAAUUUAUUAAAUUUAAUUUUUUCAAACAUUUUUGUAAUAUUUGUUAACAUACAAAUGUGACUGCAGUCGAAGUUUCUUGUGUAUAGAAUUGGGGGGGGGGGAUGGGGGACGACAAAAACUUCUUUUACCUCUAUUUAUUUCUUCCUUUCUAAAGCCUGUUACAGUGAUGCAUUCGUGUGCUAAUGUAUAAAUUGGACAAAUAAUGUCCCUAAUCAGAAGUUUGCUCUUUUUAAAUAUUACUUUCAUUUCAUGUUUCCUUCCCUGCUUUCCUUGCUUCCUUUAGUCUUCCCUUUCUUCCUUUGUUCCUCUCUCUGUGAAGGUGUGUUUAAGAGCACUCAUACCAAAUGGAUAAAAGACCACAAAUAAGCUGCCAGCUGCAGCACGGUCUUCAGUGUGCAGCCACUGAAACUGAACCUACGGAGUGCUCAAAAGCCUCAUGGCCAUUUCUGCUUUUCACUCAAGUACUGGACUCAGUAUGUUAUACAAUAUCAUGAUGAUACACACACAUGAUACACACACAUAGUUACAUAUCAGUGCUGUGUAUUUACUUGUUUUCCAGUGUAUUUGUGGUCUCUUGUUGCUGUAUAAAGCUCUUCAGACCAACUUGCCCUGUUGAAAACACCUGUUUUAUUAAUAAAGUUUCUUUUUUGACAGAUAA
Lates calcarifer (barramundi perch) is the source of this 2681-nucleotide messenger RNA. Its product is annotated as mitotic apparatus protein p62. The transcript is spliced from 2 exons. Bases 12 to 377 code for a protein of 121 amino acids. The record is from RefSeq and is a predicted model, not a curated record. Lineage: Eukaryota; Metazoa; Chordata; Actinopteri; Centropomidae.